AACACUGACUGGAGUAUCAAGAAGAGGGGCUUCUGUGCUGGUGAAACUUGGAUAAAUUUAUGUAAUUGCUGCUAGAAAAAGGUAACAGUGGACAGAAAUACAGGAGCAGGGGUAUUUGUAAGGAAUUAAGUAUAAGAAUAAAACAGGAAAAAUAUUUUAAUUGGGAUUUGAGAGAAAAAUAAUGGAAAAGAGUGAGAAACUUCAAGAAUUGAUUACCUCUGAACAAAUGAUAAAAGAAAAGAAAAAUUUGUCUUAUGACUGUGACAUCUGUAAAAAGGUUUUCUCUCUCAAAGGUAACCUAAUUUCCCACAAAUGUAUUCAUGCAGGAGAGAAACCGUAUCAUUGUGAUGUUUGUGUUAAAUCAUUCUCUCAAAAUUAUGCUUUAAAGAGACACCAACGUAUUCAUACAGGAGAGAAGCCAAAUUACUGUGAGAUCUGUGGUAAAUCAUUUUCUGAAAGUUUCAAUUUAUCUUCACACAAACAUACUCAUACGGGAGAGAAGCCAUAUCGUUGUGAUAACUGUGGUAAAUCAUUCUCUGAAUAUAGUGCCUUAACUGUACACAAUCGUAUUCAUACGGGAGAGAAGCCAUAUCGGUGUGAUAUCUGUGGUAAAUCAUUCUCUGAAAAUAGUGCCUUAACUGCACAUAAACAUAUUCACACAGGAGAGAAGCCAUAUCGUUGUGAUAUCUGUGGUAAAUCAUUCUCACAAAGUAUUCACUUGACUGUACACUAUCGUAUUCAUACGGGAGAGAAGCCAUAUCGGUGUGAUAUCUGUGGUAAAUCAUUCUCUCAAAGUAUUCACUUGACUGUACACAAUCGUAUUCAUACGGGAGAGAAGCCAUAUCGUUGUGAUAUCUGUGGUAAAUCAUUCUCUCAAAGUAUUCACUUGACUGUACACAAUCGUAUCCAUACAGGAGAGAAGCCAUAUCGGUGUGAUAUCUGUGGUAAAUCAUUCUCUGAAAAUAGUGCCUUACUAAGACACAAACACGAUGAAAGUGAUGAAGAAAGGCGCAUUGCAGUUAAUCCUUUAAACCAAAGUAUUUUGAUGUCUCCAGAAAAAGUUUCUACUAUAACCUCCAGAUCAACCACUGUUUCUCAAACUAUAGAGGAUAAAGAAAACAUCAAUGUUUGCAGAGUUGAUCCUGAAGUGAAAGACUCAGUACCUCAAGCUAAGUAUGAGGCAAACAAUACUGAUAAACAAGCACAAGAUAUAUCAUUUCUAGAGAAAGUCAAGGCAGAUGUUCCACUAUCUUCUGCUGCUGCUACUUCUUCAGAAAAGAGCUUGUUAUUUACAAAUGAUUUUAAUUGUCCCGCUUCAUUGAGCACUGAACUUUUUCUUUAUAAUUAUGUUCAUGCACAUACAAAAGAUGAUGGCAAGAUUCAAACACCUGAUGAGUCAAAAGAAAAUGAUUCUUUAUCAGACUCUCCUCAUUUGGAUAAAUUUUUGUAUCAAGGUAACCAUACUGUUUAUUUUGAUAGGAAUGAUUCAAUGGACUUAACAAAACCUUUGGGAAAAUAUCUCACAGCAUGUAAUGAAAGCAAGGAUGAUAUUGUCAGUAGUCCUGAUGGUCAUAUAAUUGGAUACUACAAUCAAAAUAAUAGCUAUGAUGAAAAAACUAUUUAUUUCAAUAAAACUCAUUAUGCAGCUGGUAAUAUGGACUUGACAUGCUGUAACACCAUAACAAUUGCUGAUUUUCCUGAAAGUAAAAGACCAGUUGAGAUUAUCAAUGUGAAGGAUGUAGAAAAUAUUGAGAAUUUUUGUGAAAACAAGCAGUUUAAUAAAGAUGAAAGUUUUUGUAAACCAACUAAAGACCUAAAUAACCCAUUAAGAUUACCAGCAGAUAAUUAUAUGCCACCCUCUUCUAAUAAUUCUAUUGUUCAGCUGCCUAGUCUUGCUUCAAAGAAUAUAAUUGACAAAAAAAAAAACAUACCAUGUGAAUUGAAUGGAAUGUCGUCUGAUAAUUUCAAAUCAAAUAGUAAUGCAAAAGAUGGUCUUGGUUCAUCAAAUACAUAUGAUAUAAUUGAACCAGCCAUUAACAAACCAACUGAAAAGAAAUCUGAUUUCAAGAACCAUGUUCAGCCAGUGACUACCAGUGAAUCAGUUCCUGAGAAGUUAGUUCUUAAAGAAAGUACAGAGUCUUAUAUGGUAGAAUCUUCUAGGUCCUGUCCAAAAAAGACUCUGGUUGAUACAUCGCAGUCAACUUCAAAAGAAUUGACUGUAACUAAAUCCACCAAAUCAUUUCUAAACACACAAGAAUUAUUUGAUUCUACUCAGUUUAAUGAUGGUAAAUUUAGUAAAUUAGCUAAAGAACUUAAAACUAGUGCUUCAAAUUUGCCAGCAGAUAACUGUAUUCUACCAUCUAAUAAUUUUGAUCGGUCUAAUCUUCCCCCAAAGAAAACAUGCCAUAUGAAUUAA
Molecule: messenger RNA, 2416 nt
Organism: Octopus sinensis (East Asian common octopus)
Lineage: Eukaryota; Metazoa; Mollusca; Cephalopoda; Octopoda; Octopodidae
Product: RE1-silencing transcription factor-like
Exons: 5
Coding region: 182-2416 (744 amino acids)
Biological process (GO): regulation of DNA-templated transcription
Molecular function (GO): RNA polymerase II cis-regulatory region sequence-specific DNA binding; DNA-binding transcription factor activity, RNA polymerase II-specific
Source: RefSeq, a predicted model, not a curated record